UGUCCUUGAAGAACCAAAUCUUUUUCUUUGUUAUUGAUCUCAUCUUCUUAUUUUUUUGUGAUUAUGAGUAAGACCCGUGCGAAUUCGUCUCCUGAAUUACUCCCUCCAUCGGCUUCUUUCGUUUGCCCUGAAGAACAUACUUUAGAAGGUGUUGCAACAAAUAUUAAGCUUUUAUUGAAAUUAGUCCAAGAUCAUAAUGGGGUUGGUAAUAGAGAUGAUGGAAGGAAAAUGCAAAGAGUUGCAGGGAUGAUAUCAAUUCUUGACGAUGUUAAACAUCGGAUCCAGAAAACAGAGUCUUUCGGAAAGAGAAGGGAAGCAGAGCUGCGGCGGUGCAGUACUGAUAUUCGCCGGACUGAUGCGGCGGAGUUCAAGUCAACCCAUAUACCAAAGGACAAGAGGCCACCGCCACCGGAACCGAUUACCAGUGAAGAACAGAGGCUAAGGAAGGAGCUUAGCGCGAGCAUGGCAGCCCGGAAGAGCCUUGAAAGGAUGUUUUCAAGUUUGGGGAAAGAGAAGGAGAUAAUGGUUGCUGAACUAGCUAGAAAGGUUCAAGAAUUGAAUGAUACAGAGGAGCACCUUAAUGAUGUUAGAGCACAGAAUGAGAAAUUGUUGGCAAAGGUGAAGAUUUGUGCUGCUGAGCAUAAGGAGAGUUGUAGUGGAAUAAGAGAAGCUCAAAGUAAAGCAGCUCUUCAAGAGAGAAACAGAGCUCUUUCAGAACAGCUACUCAAGUCCCUUGAUGGGUAUCGAUCAUUGAAGAGGAAGUUAAAAGAUGCACAAGAAGAGAAUGCAAUACUUCAUGAAAAGAUGGGUGAGAUAGCUGUAGAUGUUAGAGCAGGCUUGAACAAGAUUCAUGAGUUUCAACAGCGAAUCACCCAGGAGAAGGAACAACCGGUGGAGAUCGCGGAGGAGCUAUUGGCAUUGGAACAUAUGUUUCAAUGUUUUGAGAUGAAGGUUUAAACAGAUUACCAAAAG
Messenger RNA from Telopea speciosissima, 972 nucleotides. RefSeq lists its product as uncharacterized. Bases 64 to 957 code for a protein of 297 amino acids. Lineage: Eukaryota; Viridiplantae; Streptophyta; Magnoliopsida; Proteales; Proteaceae. The record is from RefSeq and is a predicted model, not a curated record. The transcript has 4 exons.